AUGUCAUCCACGGGCAUCGAGCGCGUCGGGAACCGCGACGGUCUCCCGAACUACGGCGGCGGCUACUCCGAACACGGUCGCUUCCCCGAUGAAAAGGGCGUCGGCGAGCCGUAUGGCGAGCCCUUGGACGUCGGAUUCCGCUCUUCUCUCGAUUCCGGCGACAAGGGAGACCACACCCACCGCAAGCUCAAAUCGCGCCAUAUUCAACUGAUUGGCAUUGGCGGCACAAUUGGAACCGCUCUUUACGUCCAAAUCGGAAGGGGUCUGCUCAACGGCGGUCCCGCCAGCUUAUUCCUCGCCUUCACAAUCUGGUGCACUUUUAUCCUGGCUGUGACCCUCAGCAUGGCCGAGAUGGUCACCUACCUCCCAAUCUCGAGUCCCUUUAUCCGCUUCGCCGGCCGCUACGUCGACGAGGCCUUUGGCUUCGCGGCCGGCUGGAACUUUUUCGUCUUCGAAGCCGCCCUCGUCCCCUUUGAGAUCGUCGCCUGCAACCUCAUCAUCCACUUUUGGAGCGACGUCGUCCCGGCCGGAGGCAUCAUCGCCAUUAUCCUCGUCUUGUACGGCAUCAUCAAUGUCAUGGCGGUCCAGUGGUACGGCGAGACCGAGUUCUGGGCGGCGCUUGGCAAGUUCUUGCUCAUCGUCGGCCUCAUCAUCUUUACGUUCAUCGUCAUGCUGGGAGGAAAUCCGCUCGGUGACAGAUUCGGCUUCCGAUACUGGCAUGAUCCAGGCGCGUUCACAGAGCUCUACUACAGUGGCUCCCUCGGCCGCUUCCUCGGCUUCCUACAAUGCCUCAUCCAAGCCUCCUUCACCAUCGCAGGGCCCGAUUACGUCUCCAUGGCGGCCGGCGAGGCCGAGAACCCGCGCAAGGUCAUGCCCCGCGCCUUCAACGCCGUCUUCUACCGCCUGACUGCCUUCUUCGUCCUCGGCUCCCUCUGCGUCGGCAUCCUCGUACCAUACAACGACGAGGAGCUCACUCGCGCCUUCAAGGACGGCCAGCCCGGCGCCUCGGCCUCUCCCUACGUCGUCGCCAUGAACCGCCUCAAAAUCAGUGGCCUGCCACACAUCGUCAACGCCAUGGUCCUCACGGCUGCCUUUUCCGCGGGCAACUCGUACGUCUACUGCGCCUCGCGCUCGCUGUAUGGUCUGGCGCUCGAGGGAAAGGCGCCCGCAUUCUUCAAGAGGUGCACGAAGAAGGGCGUGCCGGUAUACUGCGUUAUUGCCGUGUUACUCAUUGGCCUUCUGAGCUUCCUUCAACUAAGCGCAAACACGGCUGUUGUGUUGAAUUGGUUUGUGAGCUUGGUCACCGCCUCACAGCUGAUCAACUUCGCCUGCAUGUGCACAGCGUAUCUGGGCUUCUACCGUGCGCUCAAGGCUCAGGGUAUCAGUCGUGAUACUCUUCCGUACAAGGCCUGGUUCCAGCCGUAUGCUGCUUGGUAUGGCCUCACCGGCACCUUUAUCAUGACCUUUGUUGGGGGAUACACCGUUUUCCUACCUUUGGAUGGGUACUGGAGUAUCCCCGACUUCCUCUUCUCAUACACCAUGGUCGGCAUAUUUCCGGUACUAUACCUUGGCUGGAAGUUUCUCAAGAAGACCAAGAUCUUCAAGCCUGAAGAAGUCGACUUGUACCGUAACAAAGAGGAGAUUGACGAGUACGAGAGGACCUUCGUGCCCACACCUGCGAAAAAUAUCUUUGAAAAGAUUCUCGACAAGCUUUUCGGGUAA
Colletotrichum orchidophilum is the source of this 1722-nucleotide messenger RNA. Its product is annotated as amino acid permease. Gene Ontology annotation, molecular function: amino acid transmembrane transporter activity. Gene Ontology annotation, cellular component: membrane. The coding region runs from base 1 to 1722 and encodes 573 amino acids. The record is from RefSeq and is a predicted model, not a curated record. Gene Ontology annotation, biological process: amino acid transmembrane transport. The transcript has 7 exons. NCBI's taxonomy places the organism in Eukaryota, Fungi, Ascomycota, Sordariomycetes, Glomerellales, Glomerellaceae.